Messenger RNA from Neltuma alba, 2033 nucleotides. RefSeq lists its product as uncharacterized. Lineage: Eukaryota; Viridiplantae; Streptophyta; Magnoliopsida; Fabales; Fabaceae. The transcript is spliced from 2 exons. The record is from RefSeq and is a predicted model, not a curated record. The coding region runs from base 255 to 695 and encodes 146 amino acids.
AAGGCCGUUGCGCUCGUUUGCUUGUUUAAUUUUGUGUUAGCGAAGGUGAUGCAGAGAGAGUGAGUACGGGAGAGGAGAGAGAAAUCAGUUUUGUAUCUUUUUGGUGGUUCUUUCUCAUUUUGUAGGUAUUAGGUACGGAGUAACGGAGGCAAGGAGGCAGACUCGGCAGCUUGACUUUGUUGAAGAGCACAAUUCAGGCAAGGCCUUGAAAUCGGAGUGUUAGAAUCUUAGAAGUUGCUGUUUCAACAGAAGGAAUGGAGGUAUAUGGCAAAUCUAUGGUUGCAGGUCCUGCAAAUGUUAUUUAUCUGUCAAGUAUUUUGGGUCGAGAUGGUCCCAUUCCUGGUCACAAAUGCGACUGGAAAUGUGAAAACGAACAUGUUUGUGGAAACAUGUAUCGCUGCAAGCUAACAGGGCUGACUCACAUAUGUGAUAAAAACUGCAAUCAGAGAAUUUUGUAUGAUAACCAUAGCUCUCUUUGCCGAGCAAGUGGUAAAAUUUUCCCUCUUACACCAACAGAGGAACAAGCAGUGAGAGGUGUCAGAAGAAAGCUCGAUGCGGACAAUUCACCCUCUGACAGCUGUGGUGGUUUUAAGCGUAGACGGGAUGCACAAAUUCAUCCUUCUCCUUUUGAGAGAUCUUUCUCUGCUGUCAGUCCUAUCUGCAGCCAAGUUGGAGAUGGCAUGGAUAUGAGCUAGAUUUUUAUCAUAUAACUCAAAAAGACUCUAAUAAUUUCUUGUCCUUUUGGACAUUUUUCCUUUUUCUAUUGGACUAGUUACAGAACUUGAUCAAUUGUGGACUACUUAUUGCUGGACCUUACGUGUCCCUCUGUUGUAGGAACUCCUUAUAUUUCUAGUAUUUAUGUAAUAGUUCUUGAAAUAGCUUGACUGUUCGAUGGUGAGUUUAUGGAACUUAAAUAGACAUCAGUCUCUUGCUAACCUUAUUGAGAAGCAGACUGCUGUAGCGAGCUACAACUGCAUGAUGUAUUCUGGCCUUUAUGAUGCUUGAUAAUGAUUAUGGACCACAGUAUUGUACUAUAUAUUAGCAAUCUGUAACCCUUUUCUGGUUUGCUCUGAAGUUUAUAUCGAUAGUUAAUCUGUUAUAGCAGGGAUAAUCCGAUUGUAGUAUUUAUGUACUAGUAAUUUGUACCUUACUGUUAGGAUUUGUAUUCUUUCACCUCUUCUGUUUCCCUGAGUUAGAUUAAACUAACAGGUGACCACUGUCAAUGUUGUCACUUCCUGACUGAUCUCUUUAUUCAGGGUUUGUUGGUAACCUUUACUUCUGUAAGCUCAGGUUCUCUCUGGUUCUUCAUAUGAACAAGAUCUUUGCCAUGUUAUCUGGUGAAAGGUUUAGUAGUUCAGCUUUGCAGCUGUAUUGAUUAUCGCUCUAUAGCUCAUUCUCUCCGUGAUUUGAUUGAUAACUAGCUGUCUGAGGUUAAUGUAACUUGUGCAGGUUUUGAAGCAGAAGCUACCAAGGAGCCUUGAAAACAUUUUGUUUGCAAUACUGAAUAAAUUUGUGAAGUCAAUAUGCUGUGCUAGAUGAUGAAGUGAUACGUGUCUUGUUUGUUCAAUGCAGGAUGCCUCUGCUGCAGAGUGGAGAAGAUGAUGGAUGCGGAUCUGGAAACAAUUUCCAAGAGUGAAGCUAAUCUGACGUGAUGUUAGAAGAGUUGGAAUUGACAAUCCUGAUGCUGCUUAUAAGAUUAUGGUGAUUACCAAAACUGGAUUCUGAAAGCCGAAAAAGGCAGGUUGAUGAAACUUCGGAACACAAGAUCUCAUUGAUAUAUUCCACUAUACGCCGCUUCAGACGGUGGCAUUGAGCUGAUGGCAAGGAGAGUGGCUGCGACUGCAAGUGCAAUUCUUGUAAUUACCAUAGGUCUAUCAAAGCUUGCCCGUUAUUUCUACUGCUGAGAAGAUGCAGAGUUUGGAUUCUCGUAUUCUUGCCUUAGAUCUGUAACUAUUAAGUUUAAUUUACAUGACAACCAGCGUUCGGCUUUUGGAGGUGAUAUUAGUGACUAUCCUUUGGCCUCUCUCUAUUAA